Messenger RNA from Oppiella nova, 1079 nucleotides. NCBI's taxonomy places the organism in Eukaryota, Metazoa, Arthropoda, Arachnida, Sarcoptiformes, Oppiidae. The record is from the annotation of a GenBank genome assembly.
CCAUAGCUAUCAAUCGGCCAUUUUUGUGGUGAAAACGCGUUUCGUUUGAUUGCAGACACUCUUUGUCUUCGCGACGCUUCCGAUCAGAUCCUAUCGUAACUGACAUUCAGUCCUAUUACUGAUCACUCAUUAUAACCACUCAUUCGCUCGGUUGACACUCACUUCUUGACGCUUUUGUCACUAAAUCAGAUCCAAACGACAACACAUACGACUCAAAGAUGGGAGACACAGAUCAAGACCUUUUGGACUACGAGGAGGAUGACAACGAGACCCAGACUGCGGGCGACGCCAUCAACACCGCCGUCGCCGUCGAGGCCAAGAAGGGUGGAUAUGUGUCCAUACAUUCCUCGGGUUUUCGCGAUUUCCUACUCAAACCGGAGCUGUUGCGGGCGAUCAUUGACUGCGGUUUCGAGCAUCCGAGUGAAGUACAGCACGAGUGCAUACCUCAGGCCAUACUAGGAAUGGAUAUCUUAUGUCAGGCGAAGUCCGGUAUGGGAAAGACGGCUGUGUUCGUGUUGGCCACUCUGCAGCAGUUGGACCCCGUGGAGGGACAGGUGUCGGUGCUGGUCAUGUGCCACACCCGAGAGCUGGCCUUUCAGAUCAGCAAAGAGUACGAGCGUUUCUCGAAGUACAUGUCGACCAUCCGGGUGUCCGUCUUCUUCGGCGGCAUGAAUAUCACGAACGACGAGAAGGUGUUGCGGACACAACCGCCCCAUAUAGUGGUGGGAACGCCGGGACGCAUACUGGCGCUCGUCAGGGGCAAGAAGCUCAACCUCAAACACAUUAAGCACUUCAUUCUCGACGAGUGCGACAAAAUGCUGGAGCAGUUAGAUAUGCGUCGAGACGUUCAGGAGAUAUUCAAAGCGACACCGCAUGAGAAGCAAGUGAUGAUGUUUAGCGCCACCCUCUCGAAGGACAUCCGCCCGGUGUGCAAGAAGUUCAUGCAAGACGUAAGCAUUGAUUCGACACUCCCUACCGCUCUGGACACUACUGUCCGCCAGUUGUGCCGCCUCUCUGUUGGCGGCGAUCAUACGUCCGAUCGAAGAGCCGAUCGCUUUGUCUUAAUGUCUAUGACGUGA